Molecule: messenger RNA, 327 nt
Organism: Endocarpon pusillum Z07020
Lineage: Eukaryota; Fungi; Ascomycota; Eurotiomycetes; Verrucariales; Verrucariaceae
Exons: 2
Coding region: 1-327 (108 amino acids)
Source: RefSeq, a predicted model, not a curated record
AUGGACAUCCACAUCUGGCCCAACAACAUCCGCAACCUCAAAUGGCCCAACGACGGAAUCACAUACAGCUAUGAGCACCGAGGUUACAUGGCGCCGGAGAAGAUCGAGCAUUGGCUCUUGAAGGCUUUUGGCGAUGGCAAUGGCAAAUACGUUCUCUUCAAUGAACGAAUCUAUAUUAAAGCUCCCCGAAAGCCAACAUCCGUAAGUCAAAGCUUAGCUGUCAAUAUCCCACCAUCUCUUCUAGACCUCUCUUCGAAUCCGCUCGUCGAUGUUCACUCUACAUUACCCAGUACCCGUACCCCACGACCUGAUUAUCCACCCACCUAA